Penicillium riverlandense is the source of this 3063-nucleotide messenger RNA. Its product is annotated as ankyrin repeat domain-containing protein. The transcript has 4 exons. Gene Ontology annotation, molecular function: protein binding. The record is from RefSeq and is a predicted model, not a curated record. Bases 1 to 3063 code for a protein of 1020 amino acids. NCBI's taxonomy places the organism in Eukaryota, Fungi, Ascomycota, Eurotiomycetes, Eurotiales, Aspergillaceae.
AUGUUCGCUUACGGUCUUAUCAUCAUUGCUGUCCUUUCCAAGCAUGGGAGCAAACAGAUAGAACGCUGCCGAAACGGAGUUAUUGCUACAAUGGAUCCAGCUACGGUUUCUGGUGUUCUCGCAAUCAUUGUUGAGAUCAUUAAGACGACAACGACGACGAUCAGAUUCUUGAACGACCUAAAACAUGCCUCAAAAGAGCUGGCUCUUCUCUCCUAUGAGGCUGCCAGUCUCCUGCUGCUUAUGACAAAUCUGCGAAGUAGACUCGAAGAAGCAGAUCGACCAGAGUGGAAGACAUGGUCCGAAGGCAUCUUAAUGCUCGGUGCCAAGAAUGGGGCCUUGGACCAGGUUCACACGGCCAUGGAAGAGUUGUCGACGAAGCUGGACAAGAUGUCAAACAGAUCAAAGAUGACCAAUACCCUGAUCUGGAAAUUGGAGAAGGAUGACUGCACAGCGAUUUUGGGGCGGAUAGAGCGCUCUAAGACUGUGAUCAGCCUUGCUCUUCAGGGAGAUCAGCUGGCACUUUUGAGGACUAUAAAAACCGACACUAUCACAAUGACUGAGCAAGCCCAAGCAAUACAAACCAGUGUGCAAAUAUUGCAAGAAAGCCGGGAAGGCGAAAGGACUCAGGCUAUGAAAGAGUGGAUGUCACCACUCGAGUUCAAAGUGAAGCAGCAAACCCUUCUUUCGAAGCCACAACCAGGCUCCGGAAAGUGGUUUUUGGAGUCUCCCGAAUACCUGAACUGGUUCGAUAACUCUGGGAGCAAUGUGCUUUGGUGUUCAGGUAUCCCGGGUUCCGGGAAGACUAUAUUGUCAUCAAUUAUCGUUGAGGAUCUCCAAAAAAAGCUAAAGAGGCAAAGUUUGAAUUCUGUUGCUUACGCCUAUUGUGACUACAACGACCGUGAGGUGCAAAGUAUUGAGAACAUUAUUGGCUCAUUGUGGAGACAAAUUGUCCAUUUGGACCAACACGGCGUGUCGAAACUGCAGGAUCUCUACAACCGCCGCAUGAUCGAGGAUCGUGGAGCCCGACCGACGCUUCAGGAGUUGUCUGGCGCACUUCGCGUUGAAGUCAACAGACAUGUCAAGACCUUCCUCGUGAUAGAUGCACUUGAUGAAUGUUCGGAAGGAGUUAGGGCCGGCCUGCUUCACGAAUUGAGUCAAUUGCCAGAAACGGUACACAUCCUGAUAACUUCAAGAUCCAGACAUGUUCCCCCUGAGUUUCAGAACGCUACGUCACUAGACAUAAAAGCUCACGAAGAUGACAUCACAAGUUAUGUCGUUGAUAGGGUUCAGACGGCGAGGCGGCUUUCGGCUUGGGUUAAGGGCAAAGUCUCGUUGGUCAAACAGAUUGUUUCUAGUGUCUUGAGACAUGCGAAGGAUAUGUUUCUACUGGCCAAACUCUUUAUGGACUCCCUAUGCAACAAGUUAACACUGAAAGGCGUCCUAAAGGCGCUUAAGUCAAUACCGAAUGACUUAAAUGCAACGUACGAUGAAGCCAUGGCGCGAAUAGCGCGACAGAACGAAGAGGAAAGGAACCUGGCCUACCGAAUAUUAUACUGGGUGACCCUGGCUUACCGCCCUAUCACUGUCCAAGAGCUGUGUCAUGCGCUUGCUUGCGAGCCAGACGAAGACGAAUUUGAUAACACCAAUUUGAUCAGCGAGGAAGACAUCAUCAGCGUCUGUGCUGGGCUUGUGACAAUCGAGCCACACACAAAUAUCGUCAGGAUGGUUCAUUAUACCUGUCAGGAGUAUAUGGACAAGAUCCUCAAUGAUCGAUUCCCCGAAUCGUACCAAGACUUGGCGAGGACCUGCCUGACAUAUCUUACCUAUCAAUCGACAAAAGCGCGCUUCAAGGGCCACCGGUUCUCAAUAUCGACCAAGGGAACUGUCCAGAUCGAGAAGGUGGACAUCGCGUAUGAGGAUGCCUUACCUGAGAUGGGAACCUACGAAGCGGCUUUUCACUGGAGCGUCCCACGGUACAACGACGAGGGCGAGCUUUUAGCCUUCUACCAGUAUGCCAUCCAGUAUUGGGCGUGGCAUCUGCGCGAAUGCACGGAGCAGGAAGAUCUGAUCCCCGAUGCAUUGAAAUUCUUUUCUGAAUGGAGAUAUUGGUAUCCCAUCUUGAGCACCGUUCGAGCCAAGUGGGUGAUUCACAUCAGAUCAGCCAUAGACGUGAUCGCGGCGUAUCAGCUGGAGCAGGUAUGCACCGAGGUGGUGGGUCGUCCUCUGGCAUACGACAAUAUGUCCAAGCUGUUGCAAUUGCGCACAACACUAAACCCGGAGCCGCCAGAGCCAUAUCCAGAGGCCGGAUUGUUGGUCGCAUCCAUGCUCGGACGAGCUACCAUUCUGAAAAUUCUUAUCGAAAAGUCAAGGUCAAAAAAGGCCCUGGGGAGAAAGAUCGACAGCGAGCUUUUCGGACGUCUUCUGCAUGCAGCUGCUUGGUCAGGCAACCCGGCAGCGGUCGAGGAGCUUCUUCAAUACAGCCCCCUGACGGAUGAACACUCCUCCUCAGAGGCCCCGGUGCAGACGCCAUUCGUACAGGACGCGGUCAUCGCGGCGCUGUCUCGGCACGGCCUGCAGCCCACGAUCCCACUGAUCUGUUCUGUCGGCUCCCCGGCUUCUAUCCCCAUCGCGAUAGCGGCUGGCCUGCCUAUCGACGCUGUCGAUCCUCAGUUUGGACGCACCGGCCUUAUGUUUGCCGCCGAGCGAGGCCGGGAACCGUUUGCGCAGGCCCUGCUCACAGCGCCGGUUCCCGCGGACGUCAAUCGGAAGAGCUUUCCUGGCUUCACACCGCUGCACUAUGCUGUUCUCAGCGGACAGUUUGACGUUGCGAAGCUGCUAGUAGAUGCCGGCGCAGAUCGGAAUGCGAAAGAUAACCUCGACAGGACGCCACUGAUGUAUGCAGGGAAUUAUGGUCGUCGAUGGCCGGGCAAGAUGCCUGGUGACUUUCCUGACAUUACACCAGUCCAGAAGCGAUGGGAAGAGGUAGUGGAGCUACUGGGCGCCAAAUGGGGCCAUGUUGUCCAGUUCAAGGGGGAAAUAGAAAAGCCGGCCAGUGGCUCUUAG